This is a messenger RNA of Acanthaster planci (crown-of-thorns starfish), 1871 nucleotides long. Its product is annotated as solute carrier family 49 member 4-like. Gene Ontology annotation, molecular function: transmembrane transporter activity. Gene Ontology annotation, cellular component: intracellular membrane-bounded organelle; membrane. The record is from RefSeq and is a predicted model, not a curated record. NCBI's taxonomy places the organism in Eukaryota, Metazoa, Echinodermata, Asteroidea, Valvatida, Acanthasteridae. Gene Ontology annotation, biological process: transmembrane transport.
AUGACGGAAGAUUGGGGACGGCAGUCCGACACCAAGCCGCUUCUCUCCUACGCUCAGGAAAAGGGAGUGGAUUUCCCUCCCGUGCCCAUCAACGCUCCCGUAUGCGUCAUGACCAACGCCGAUUCCCCGGGUCCCAUCCGGCCACCGGACUCGGACCACAGCCUACGCAAGAGAUUAGACGGCGAUCACGAUCACCCGCCGCACGAGCAUUAUGUGGCCUACGCUAGGCGCUGGUACAUCCUAGCUGUGUUCUCCCUUCUCUUCGUCUUGCAGGCUGCUGCUUGGAACACUUGGGGUCCUAUAGCAGAUACUACUGAAGUCGUCCUACGAUGGACUCAAGCGGACCUCGAUCUGUGCAUCAACUGGGGCCCAAUUACGUAUGUUGUGACGGGAUUCGUCUUCUCAUAUAUACUCAAAGUCAAAGGACUACGCUUUGCUGUGCUGUGCAGUGCUUUGCUUUUUCUUUUUGGCAUGGGAUUCCGCUGCAUACCAGUCGGCAUCAAUAACAUCAAAUGGACGGCCAAUGUUGGCCAAGUGUUUGUAGGCGUGUCAGCUCCUAUUCUCCAAGCGGCUCCUACGCAACUCUCGGCAGUCUGGUUCCCGCCACAUCAGCGUACGACAUCCACGGCGAUUGCCUCCACAGCGGGCUACCUCGGCCUGGCCGGCUCCUUCCUGAUUGGUCCAAACAUCGUCACCGACGUGCCAAAGUCUGUCACAGCUGAUAACAUCACGGCUGAGAGUCGAACCCAGCACUUCAACGAAAUCAUGAACCUAUUGUACAUAGAAUGCGGACUGGCGGCAGCUCUAGUGAUCGCAGCCUUGCUGUAUUUCCCGGACAGACCCCCGACACCGCCUAGCGUCUCCGCCGGCGAGCAGCGAGAAAGUUUCCUAUCAGGAGCAAUCAGCCUCCUAAGGAACGCGCAGUUCUGGAUUCCCGCCUUGGCCUACAGUGUCAGCACGGGCUUGUACGCGGGAUGGAGUACGCAGCUGGACUCCAUUUUUGACAAGUCCCUCGGCGUUAAGCAGGAUACCGUUGGAUGGAUUGGAUUCAUCGGAAACCUAGCUGCAGUUGCUGGCGGAUUAAUCUUUGCAAGGUUAGUAGAUUUCCUCGGCGGUCGCAUGAAGUUGAUUCUUCUCGUGAUGAUGAUUGGGUCGGUAGGCAGUUGUGUUUGGUGUGUCUUGCUAUCCAUGCAGUACGUCGCGUUCAAUUUACCGAGUUUGUACAUCUCCUGUAUCAUCAUUGGCUUCUUCGUGAAUGCCUCCAUCCCCAUCUAUUUUGAAGUCACUGUGGAGGGCAUGUAUCCCGUCUCGGAGGGGACCAUAACGAUGAUCAUGACGUGGCUCAACAACGCAGUGGUGCUGGUCUUCUUGCUGUUGCCACAGAUAAAAGGCAUAGGAGUGACGUGGAUGAAUUGGGUAUUCCUUGGAUCGGUGGUAUUCUGUGUCCCACUACUCCUGAUGUACAAAGAGCGUUAUAAACGGCUGAAUCUCGACACCAAAGAUGAAUAAAAGCAGAUAUUUUUAAAGUAUGGGUUUAAUGAUGAAAUAUCAGUAUUGAGCUAAGCUCUCGACGAUGAGUUUUCAUUACUUCCAGUAAUAACACCGGCUAAAGUUUAAAAACUUUCUUGUACCCACUUUUGGAAGAAGUGGGAUGCAUUGGGUUCUGAAAAGAACCGGGCUUCGUACCGUUAAAAAUGUGGGUACAAAAGUUUUCAAGCGCCUUUUUUCUCAUGGUGCAUCUCAUCGCGAGAAACCUUUUACCGGUUACAUUGUGCACAUUCACAACUCACUGUUGAACCUUCGAUCAAUAAGCAGGCAUCAGCCCUUUCUUAGAAGUGUUUCAGUAAAUUCUGGGUUCACAAUUUGAACAG